Messenger RNA from Marchantia polymorpha subsp. ruderalis, 717 nucleotides. Lineage: Eukaryota; Viridiplantae; Streptophyta; Marchantiopsida; Marchantiales; Marchantiaceae. The record is from the annotation of a GenBank genome assembly.
UCAACCGCUCUUGCAGCCUACAAAGCAACGGGAUGCUCAGGACCAGCAGAGUCCAUAUCUCGUUAGGCUUCAGGCCGUGCUUGAAAUCAAAGCUAAAUGCACCAGGUUUAUGUGGUUUAGGUCUACAAGUACAAACUGAUGGGCGCACACCAUGAUGCUCUGCGAGGAGGAGAAACCAUCUCCCGUUGUCUUGUAACGUUUGACAUUUGCUUGUCCGAGGAAACUCUUUACAUUGCCCACAUAUAUUCAUUGAUCACGUAAAUGCGUGGCCAAAUGUGGAUUCGUGACCGAAGUGGCUCCUGAAGAAAUGUGCUUACGGGUAAGCAUCUGAUGCGUCAAGAGUACGUGGAGUUUCCAGGUGCUUUUAAAAGUCAGACGACGUCAAAGUUUACUAAAACAGGGAGGAAUAAGAAUAUCAGUUUCUUCCAUGUUUGCCGAGAUCCGAAGGUCCACAGAGACCCCUGGCCCGGAGACAGGGCAUUUAUCAAAGUCUGCGUGAUCUACCUGUAGGAGCUAGCAGACUGAAAGGUGCACGAGGUGCGACUCUAUUUUUCGGAAGUUUGAACGAGUGACGAUCAUGGUCCAAAAACUCCAAUGAGCUAGCUCCAUCUCUGCACGACGAUGACGUGCCACGAGCAUCUGACAAAGCUGUCGUUCUUCAGUGCGUGAGUUCUGAAUUCUUUAAUCUGAUCGCUGUCGAGAAGCUUCAAAGGUUCG